Mycena citricolor is the source of this 1499-nucleotide messenger RNA. Lineage: Eukaryota; Fungi; Basidiomycota; Agaricomycetes; Agaricales; Mycenaceae. The record is from the annotation of a GenBank genome assembly.
CUCAAACCUGAUGACGCUGCUACUGAAUGAUGUCUCGUCCCUGCUCUCCAUGUCAACGCACCCCAGAUGGCCACAACGAACACCUAUUCCGUAACCCAUUCACAUACUCGUGGUGUUGUCCGUUGAGGCUGCUGUGAUAAUGCACGGGUCAAGCAGUGGGCCUUUCUUGCGACUUGCCAUACCGGCUCCAUUCACCUUUGCCUGCUGGCCCUCACGUUCACCAUCUCAACGCCCUUGCUUUCUCUAUUUCUUCCUUCGCUCCUCGCAUCCUUUUAUCUCCAUCUCCACCCCCCAUUCUGGUAUCAAUGUCCGAGUGCACAGUGACGUCUUGUCGACGCAGCCCGCAAGACGGAGUUUAUCCCGAGUCUUUCGAGGCUCCCAAAGAGCAACGGCAAGAUGGAAAUAGCUUCAGGUCCUCAGGACAGGUACAGGCCCUCCCUGGAGGAGGACCUGGGGACUCAGAAGCGGUGGGUAGCAGCACGGAUCUCAGCGGCGGCGGAAAUUCAACUCAGCACGGGCUGAGUUCUAUCAUCAAGUCGGCCAGCACGGUAGUGGAGACGGUCUCGGUGGCGAGCACGCAGGGAGUGAAUGUCGGGGUCACGACGACAUUCGCGCUCAGCAGUGCUACAGCGUUCACAAGCAGCUCACUACCGAUUUCGUCCUCAUCUUUGUCAAGUGCGUUGCAUGGUUCGUCAACGACCGCCGCGACGCCGAAGUCCGCGACCGCGUCAUUACGACCGUCGAAAUCGGCGUCUGUAUCCUCGCGACCAGCAUCUCUAUCGCAAGCUGUCCGUCCGUCAUCCUCUGCAACAGCGGAAGCGUUUCUCUUUGCUCCAUCUGCAUCCACUACAUUCUCGCCUUCGUCCGCGGUGCUACAAACACCUGUUGACUCAACGACAUCGGUGUCAUCCCUCCCAUCUGUCACGUCUCCAUCGCACUCAGCUCCAUCCUCCAUCGGCUUCCUCUCAGAAACUGUGCUGGGCGAGAAGAUUAUACCGACUCUCGGACUAGGGUCGACGGACGUCGGCGCGGCCUCUCCCUCACUUCUCCCGCCAGCUGGUGGUGCGGCCGGUGCCUCGCCAUUGUCUUCAUCAAACUCCAAACUGGCGUCGGGGGUCUCGUCCCAGGUGGGCGUCAUCAUCCUGGCCGUGGCACUGGUGUCGUUCGUCGCAGCGGCGGUGAGUGUGCGCCAGUUGCAGGCCAGGAGAAGGAGACGCCGCCUAGCGCUGAGUGGGGAUGGGUUUGAGUCUGCGCGGCAGACGAGGCAGGGGGGGUCGUAUGCGCAGCUGCCUUGAGGGCUUGCCUGUGAUACAUUCGGUUAUACAUGUUUCUCUACUGCACACAAUGAUAUGCUCAGCUUCUGCUUGCCAUCAUAUGGGACCAUCCGUGCGCGAUGCGCUAUUCUCCAAGACAUGCGACACCACGACAAGUCGAAAAACGGACUGUGGUCAUGACAUGGCCGUCACACUCUUGGCAUUCGUCUCGCAGUGCAUGACUUG